This is a messenger RNA of Annulohypoxylon maeteangense, 2051 nucleotides long. RefSeq lists its product as uncharacterized. The record is from RefSeq and is a predicted model, not a curated record. Bases 135 to 1952 code for a protein of 605 amino acids. The transcript has 6 exons. Gene Ontology annotation, biological process: DNA-templated transcription; regulation of DNA-templated transcription. Lineage: Eukaryota; Fungi; Ascomycota; Sordariomycetes; Xylariales; Hypoxylaceae. Gene Ontology annotation, molecular function: DNA-binding transcription factor activity, RNA polymerase II-specific; zinc ion binding; DNA binding.
UUUCAACGGAACCAUCCGCCCUUACGCGCCGGCUACCAAGUCUUAUUACCUUAGUUAAUGCUUACUCUUGCCUUGAACGAUAACAGUUUAAGUCAGGGGGUCAUCCGUCUCGACCAGUUCCUCGGGAUUGCCACAUGAAUUACACAAGGAAACGCGCGCUUCUUGCUUGCGACUUCUGCAGGCAUCGAAAACGAAGAUGCGACGGGAAAAAGCCAUGCUCCACGUGCAGGGAUUCAAAUGCCGAUUGUGUUUACAAAGAGCUCCCGUUCGAUAGAGUUGAAGAUUCAAGCCCGACUGCUGUGAUCGAUCGACUUGCCCGAAUAGAAAAUCUACUCGAACACCAGAGCCAGCAGAUUAACCAUCUUAGUACACGGUCCAGCCCUCUUUCAUAUCCAACGAGCCAGGCCGAUUAUUUUGCUACGUACCAACAGCCAUCGGAAUACCUACCUUCAACUUCAGCCGCAAUAGACCCUCAGCUUGAUUCGCCGCAGUUUCUGAUCCCGAAAAACCACGCUACUCUACCUAUUACGCUUCUUUCGUUGCCUAUGGUGCGUGAUCUUAUCGGGGAGUAUCCAAGAGAUUACUUCUUCGAAAUUGAAGAAAAGCUACCGCUUCCUGGUCUCUUAGGGAAGCUAUACGAUAGUCCGCUAGUUUGGCCUUCUAUCGAUGCUGAUACUCUAGAUGUGUUAAGUGAAAAUUAUUUUCGAAAUGUCCAUCCCCACCACCCACUUUUUACGCCAGCCAUGUUUAAAGCAUGGCAGGAUGAACUUAUUCAAGAAAAAGGUAUGGAAGAGAUUGGCACUGCAAUAUGUUUUUGUGUAUACGCUUUGGGCACGAUUUGCUCCAACACGGCGGGAGACUACGAUAACGAUGAAGCACUUGGGAUUCAAUUUUUUCAACCGGCACUCCGAAUCAUCUUACAUAAGUUAGUGUGGGAGUUCCGGCCGAGUAUAAAUCUCUGCCAGGCCUUAUUGCUUGCCGCAUCAUAUUUUGCUCAUCUGGGAAGACCCCUUCAUAGUUGGAAGAUGGCGCAGUUUUCAUCACGAAUGUUUCUCGGUCUUCUUGAGAGCCGACAACGUUACAUAGCUAGCGCAGAAUUUGAAGAAGCUGAAUUAAGAACUUUUUGGCAGUGUUUCACAGUCGAAUGUGAUCGAAUCGCCGAGCUCGAUGUUCCCCGGAGUGGAAUCGAGCCCCUGGGUGACCGCAUGCGACUCCCACAUAGCACAGACCCUUCUGAUAACGAGAAUACCAUAUAUUUUAUCGCCGAACAUGCUAUCCGUCGACUCUUGAAUCGUAUACAUAAUUCUCUCUACGGCCCUGAAAUAGCACAAACGAGCCCUAUCCAUGUUUUGCCUACAGGUCCGAAUCAGGCCUGGCAGAGUUUGAAUAUGCAAAAACUCCAAGCUCUCAGUGCCGAACUCAACAGACAGUUAGAAGAAUGGUAUUUUUCUAUACCGGAUUACUUACGGCCUGUAAAAGGAACUUUACCACUCCCCAACGACCGUGCGCGGGUUCUUAGGAUUCGAUAUUACGCCGCGAGACACAUUAUUCAUCGGCCAUUUCUCCUUCAGAUGGUUUCCAGGCAAUGUGAAGAGCAAUCCCCAGCGAGCACUUCCGUUCUCAGCCCCGAUUCAUACAGCGAGUCAACAGUUUUCUUAGAAAGGUGCGAGACGUGUAUCGAUUCCUGCGUCACUUACCUUUACAACGCAAUAGAGAUGAUAGAUAGGCGCUCUCCGUACCUGUGGACUUUCUCCCAGAGUUGUUUAGCAUGCCUCAUUAUGCUAUGGAUGGCGGAUAAUACGCCCGCGUUACAUCACUACCUCCCUCAUAUGCAACCAAUCCAGAACAUGCUGCUUACCAAGCUACGCAAAUGGGCGAUCAAGGAUUCCACAUUUGCUGCUGAAAUACACAUUAUAGAACAACUUGUUUUCUCGGAUCCAAUGGAAGCUUAAGGAACCUUCUCGGGUACCUUUUUCGACCCCUGGAGGGCCUAGGUGUUUGAGGCUAGGAAGAAGCUUAGAGAAAGCCCACCUAGAAGCUAGAUUUGACUA